GCGAGGAGCAGCCAUGUUCCUGAGCCCGGGCGAGGGGCCCGCUGAGGGUGGGCGGCCAGGGCCUGGCGAGGAGGCCCCCAAGAAGAAGCACCGGAGGAACCGCACGACCUUCACCACGUACCAGCUGCACCAGCUGGAGCGGGCGUUCGAGACCUCCCACUACCCCGACGUUUACAGCCGCGAGGAGCUGGCCGCCAAGGUGCACCUGCCCGAGGUGCGAGUGCAGGUGUGGUUCCAGAACCGCCGGGCUAAGUGGCGCCGCCAGGAGCGUCUGGAGUCAGGCUCCGGGGCCGUGGCAGCCCCGAGGCUCCCCGAGGCCCCAGUACUGCCCUUUGCCCGCCCUCCCGCCAUGCCACUGCCCCUGGAGCCCUGGCUGGGCCCUGGGCCGCCAGCCGUGCCGGGACUCCCGUGCCUCCUGGGCCCGGGUCCGGGGCUGCAGGGGUCCUUCGGGCCCCACACCUUUGGUCCAGGCUUCACGGACGGUUUCACCCUGGAGGAGGCGUCCUUGCGGCUGCUGGCCAAGGAGCACGUGCAGGCUCUGGACAGGGCCUGGCCAUCGGCCUGAACCUGGUGCCUGCCCAGCCCUCCCUCCUCAGCCUGUCUGUGGCCACCCAUGCCGGGUCCCCCACCCCACCACCACCUCCUUACCCUGCCUUGCAGGGUAACUGGCACCCGGUUUCAAGAAAGAGGUGGCCAGAGGAUCCCCGGCCAGGGGAUGGGUCCCUGGCCUGGUCUCAAGGGAGUGUGGGGCCUCAGUCUCCCCAUCUGUCAAGUUGGCGUGGGUGGGCUGGAUUCUGAGGUUCUUAGACUGCAAU
Messenger RNA from Globicephala melas (long-finned pilot whale), 815 nucleotides. It is a transcript of the gene RAX2, whose product is annotated as retina and anterior neural fold homeobox 2. Gene Ontology annotation, molecular function: RNA polymerase II cis-regulatory region sequence-specific DNA binding; DNA-binding transcription factor activity, RNA polymerase II-specific. Gene Ontology annotation, biological process: positive regulation of transcription by RNA polymerase II. NCBI's taxonomy places the organism in Eukaryota, Metazoa, Chordata, Mammalia, Artiodactyla, Delphinidae. The record is from RefSeq and is a predicted model, not a curated record.